UUCUAACCUCACUUUUUUCAUUUGUAUUUUGUAAACAAACAUUUUUUCAAAUUCUUUUUAAUUUUUAUAUUAUUUAUAAGUUAAAUCAUGUUGGUUCCGGAAGCCCCUGCAGUGUGGAACGCUCUAAAGGGCCUCAUUUGCAUUUACAAACCUGCGGAAGUGCCUGUUAAAAAAUUAAGAAAUAUUUUCAUACAUAAAAUGUGUCAGGAGCUAAACAACUUGAAAGUGAGACCACCUUCAGGCUACGUUGAUAUACAAGGUGAUCCCUCCAAACAAUUGACUGUACUAGUAAGGCCCAAUUUAGCUGACAACCCUUUAGUUGUCGGUCCCAGAUAUCAAGAACAAGACCUGCCAGUAAGUUGGUCUAAUUACUUAGGAUACAAUACUAGUGGAGUUUUACUGUUUGGUGUAAAAUCUGGUACUAAACAAGCCAAACAUAUUAGAGAAAACCUACCAACAAGAUCCUACAGGGUUAAAGGUGUUUUAGGCCAAGUAACUGAUAAUUGUUAUAAAACUGGCAAAGUCAUCCAAAAAUCUACAUGGAAACACGUAAAGAGGGAAAACAUGGAUAAAUUUUUAAGUGCAAUGCAAGCUGCACAUCAGAAAAAAAUGUUUGAAUUGUGUGGUGUAGACAUGCAAUCUCAGGCAGCUUACGAUUUGGCAAUACAAGGUCUUAUAAGGCCAGCCAAUUCAAAAAUCCCUGUAAUUUAUGGCAUAAAAUGUGUUGAAUUUGAUGGACCAGAAUUUACUUUAGAAAUCCAAUGCGUAAAUGAAUAUGAAGACUAUUUGAUGCAUUUAAUAAAUGAAAUUGGUCUAAAACUACAUUCAACUGCUCAUUGUACUGGGAUUCAAUGUAUAAGGCAUAGCAGGUUUACAAUAGAAAAUGCCCUUUUAAUGAAACACUGGACGUUGCCUAAUAUUUUAGAAAAUAUGGAAAAGUGCGAGGAAGUUUUAAAAAAUAAUCAAGGAACCAGCGUCACAUUAGCAUAGAAUAAUAUAAGACUUAAAUCAAAAUUGUUUAUUAAAACAACACAAUAAAUAAACAAGAAAAAUAUCACAGUCAAAAUCUGCUGGCAAUGCCUCCUCCUCUACUAUCCGAAUGCGAACUCAAUUCAUCUCCGUAUUUUUCCACAAUAUUGCUACUAUAAUAUGGUUCUGGCAUUAAAAUUGGUUCUUUAUGGAUAUCUUUCAAAUACUGGAGAAUAUCCACUGGGAACUUUGGACUAUGGAAAGCUAGAAAACAAGCAUUGCACAGCCAAUUUUAGAUCAAUUAAAUCUCUUACCUUCUACUGCAACUGUAAAAUUAUCCAAAACAUAAAAUCUUGGAGCCUCAAUUCCAUCAGUGGCAUUUUGAUUACCAAUAACAGUGUUGGAGACUAAUUGGCUUGCCUGUGCUAUUCCGUUUGCACCUAAGGCCAUCCUUUUACCACAAAUAAAUUUACUUUCGGUUAAAAUUAUUGGAAUACGACUGCAAGGUUUGUUUGGAAGUUUUGUAUCUAGCACGUAGCCGUGGAUUGUUAAUUCGCCUGAACCAAACAUACCAUACAUGCCUCUAAAAUAACUAAUUAAUUAAGGAAAUUAUUUUUUAUUUGAAUCUUACGUUACAAGAGAUACAUAAUUGUCUUCUAAAUCCAUAACGGCAACAUUACUGGAAGUGCCUUGAUGGAAUUUGGAGCUGACAUUAAACUCUUGAUAUAUUUUUAAUGUGGUUUCGAGGAUUUUCUUUGUAGCUGCCACAUUUAGUUGGGUAAAAUUGUAUUCUUCGAUUUCUCUAUAUAAGGAGGUUUAAGUAUUAAACAAUUUGAAAUUUAUUUGCUUAAAUACCUCAAAUUGACUAGCAAAAUUGGUCCAAUAGAAUCCUGACUAGGAACAAAUACGUUGUAGUUGUGAAAAGUAGAUUGUAUUGCUUGUGUUUCUAUUGGUUGGUUUCUAGAGUCAAUGUAACUGUAGAGCUCUACAAAAGUAUUAUAAAUAUUUUUCAUGAUAUUGUAAAGUGCAAUUUACCAUUCUCUGUAAUAUUUGAAAUAGUUAAUAGAGUGUUGCUCAAAUUUAUAUGCCUCAAUAAUUGUCCAGGCUCUAAUCUUCCAUAAAGGUCCGAAGCAUUUGCCCGAUUGACUGCUUGAGCUAACAUUUUUGAAACAACAUAGCCGUGCCUGCA
Molecule: messenger RNA, 2158 nt
Organism: Ceutorhynchus assimilis (cabbage seed weevil)
Lineage: Eukaryota; Metazoa; Arthropoda; Insecta; Coleoptera; Curculionidae
Source: the annotation of a GenBank genome assembly